CGCGAUGUCUCCAUGGUGCUGUUGGUAAACAGAAGGCUCGGAGACAUCCGGAGUGAGCCCCGCCGGCAGCAUGGCACCAAAAAAGAAAAAGGGAAAAGCUGGCAAGAAAGCAAAAGCACCAACUGUGAUUGAUGGCAUUUCCACAGAGGAUAUGUCUAAGGAGCAGUUGGAAGAACAUAUUGUUCGGCUACGUGAAGAGCUUGACAGGGAACGAGAAGAACGGAAUUACUUUCAGCUUGAACGUGAUAAAAUCCAUACGUUUUGGGAGAUCACAAAACGGCAGCUGGAGGAGAAGAAGUCAGAAUUAAGAAACAAAGACCGAGAAAUGGAGGAUGCAGAGGAACGGCAUCAGGUGGAAGUUAAGGUCUACAAGCAAAAAGUCAAACAUCUGUUAUAUGAACACCAGAAUAAUCUUGCUGAGUUGAAGAUAGAAAAUACAGUGGCCCUGAAACUGGGGCAAAAGGAGCAUCAUGACCAGGAACGUCAUUUAGUAAAUGAUAUGAGAAACCUAAAGCUGGAACUGAAGGAACAGGAGCUCUCUAAUGAAAACAUGGUGAAAACCUUGAAGCUGAAAAAUGAUGAAGAAAUUACAAGAUUGUGGAGUGACUUUGAGAAACAAACAGAAGAUAUCGAAGCCAAGUAUCAGAAGAAGAUGGACAUGCUGCGUGAAGAGAUGGAAUUGAAAAGAAAAACAGAGAUUCAUGAAAUUGAAGAGAGAAAGAAUAGUCAGAUCAACGCAUUGAUGAAAAAUCAUGAAAAAGCUUUCAGUGAUAUUAAAAAUUACUACAAUGACAUCACUCUUAACAACUUGGCACUCAUUAAUUCAUUGAAGGAACAAGUGGAAGAAAUGAAAACAAAAGAAGAACGAAUGGAAAAUGAAAUGGCAGACCUUCGCAUUCAGAACAAACAUCUGACAGAGCCCCUUCAGAAGGCACGGGAAGAGGUGGCAAGACUUACCAAACUUUUGGCUAAUUAUGAGCAGGAUAAAGGUUUCCUUACACGAGCUAGAGCAAAGCUUAAAAUGUUGGAUAAGGAAAUGAAGCAAUUCAGGUGGGAAUAUGAAGUACUGGAGCAGCGCUUUUGCAAGGUUCAAGAAGAGCGAGAUCAGCUGUACAACAAGUUUGAAAAGGCCAUUCAGGAGGUUCAGCAGAAGACAGGUUUGAAGAAUAUUAUUCUUGAACAAAAACUUAAUGUGCUGUCAGACUGCUUGGAGAAAAAAGAAGCACAACUGAACGAGGUGCUUGCUGCUUCCAACCUUGACCCAACUGCACUCACUAUGAUCACUCGCAAACUGGAGGAUGUUCUGGACUCGAAGAACAAUGUAAUCAAGGACUUACAGUAUGAAUUGGCUCGUGUUUGUAAGGCUCACAAUGACUUGCUGCGAACAUAUGAGUCAAAACUUACUGCAUUCGGAAUUCCACUAGAGGAGCUUGGAUUCAAACCACUGGAAACGGCCUUGUGUGGCCAGACUAUUGGUCAGGGUCCAGCUGGACUGGUUGCUUCUGGGACAUAAAUUGACAAUAAAUUACACUUCCCUGUGAUAUCAAUAAAUGUAAUCGAUAAUAUUUCUAAUUAUGAUGCAAUAGAAAUUUAUCUGAACGUCUACUGGUCAUGUUCUAGGCCAAUAUUGUGAGUGCAUUACUAAGGGUCUUCUGUAGAGGUGAAGUAACAUCUUUGGAUUAUGAUAAAACACACAGCACAUUCUGGUAGUUCAGAUUGUAUGUUAGAAAUACCAUGGUAUAAUUUGAAGAAGAUCUCUUGGUUUUGUGUUCAAGAUUCCUUUCUCAACUGGUGACUCCCAAAGCAGAAAAACAAUCAUUGAUCUUACACUUUCUGUCAGAUUCCACUUCUAUGAAAAUAGCCAUUUGGCUGUCUAGUCUUUUUAGAAAUGAAAACGAACAAAAUGUAAAAAUACCUUGUUUUGUGAACAUGUUCUCUCUUUUUAAAUGAAUAAAUUUUUCAUAUAUGUA
Mobula hypostoma (lesser devil ray) is the source of this 1970-nucleotide messenger RNA. It is a transcript of the gene drc4, whose product is annotated as growth arrest-specific 8. NCBI's taxonomy places the organism in Eukaryota, Metazoa, Chordata, Chondrichthyes, Myliobatiformes, Myliobatidae. The record is from RefSeq and is a predicted model, not a curated record. Gene Ontology annotation, biological process: flagellated sperm motility. The transcript is spliced from 11 exons. Gene Ontology annotation, molecular function: microtubule binding; small GTPase binding. Gene Ontology annotation, cellular component: microtubule; Golgi apparatus; motile cilium. Bases 71 to 1513 code for a protein of 480 amino acids.